Messenger RNA from Gossypium raimondii (Peruvian cotton), 3387 nucleotides. Its product is annotated as U-box domain-containing protein 44. The record is from RefSeq and is a predicted model, not a curated record. Gene Ontology annotation, biological process: protein ubiquitination. Gene Ontology annotation, molecular function: ubiquitin-protein transferase activity; protein binding. The transcript is spliced from 5 exons. The coding region runs from base 138 to 3245 and encodes 1035 amino acids. NCBI's taxonomy places the organism in Eukaryota, Viridiplantae, Streptophyta, Magnoliopsida, Malvales, Malvaceae.
GGAACGGGAGAAAAGUCUGCGCCUGCCAAAGUCAAACCUUGACUGACUUUUCAGCUUCAGCCCACCUUUUAGCAAUCCAAACUUGACGACUUCUUUUUUUCUGCAUCAUUUUUCUCCGAUGUCUUGCUCGCUGUGAAAUGACAUCACCAUCCUAUACGGCUGCCGCUGCGGCGGAGUCCAUCCACCGUUCCCUCGCAGAACUCUCUUCCUCUUCCUCUGAUUCCUUCGACAACUCCCGCCGCUUCACUGCCUUCGCUUCCCGACUCCACCUCCUGCUCAACCACCACUACUUCCUCGACUCCGACUCUCUCUCCCCGGCUCUACAGACGGCUCUAAAAGGAAUCGCCUCCGAUCUUUCCAAAGCCGUCCUUACGGUGUCGGUUUACCGUAAACGAAGCAAGAUCUUCGUCCUUAUCAACUGCAAAUCUCUUUCUGCUUCUCUCCAACAACACUCCUCCGCCAUCGCUUCCUGGCUCGCCUUGAUCGAGUCUUCUCUCUCCGAUAACCUCCCGGAUCUCCGAAAGAAAACCUCUGAUCUCUCUCGUGACAUGAAACUAUCUCAUUUCGCCGUUACCGAAAAUGAAGAAAGACUACACCGUACGCUACAAAAGGAGGGAGAAGGAAGGCAAACUAGCAAAGCAGUUCAAAGCGCCAUAAUAAUGGAUUUAGCGAGAUGUUUAGGAAUAGAUUCAUGUAAUUACGAGGAGUUAAUUAAUCAAGUUAAGUUGUUUAAAACGGAUUUAGCAAACUCAAAUUCCGUUUCCGAAAGACGGAUUUUAGUUUCCUUAGAAAAGAUUUUAGGUAGCUGGUCAGCAGUUCCUGGAAUGUUAACUUUAAAGGUUGACCGUGAUUUUGAAGAAGACGCUCACAUUUUACCGUUUAAGAAUUUUUUGUGUCCGUUAACUAAGGAAGUAAUGAAGGAACCUGUUGUGUUAGAGUCAUCUCAGACCUAUGAGAGAAGCGCAAUUGAGUAUUGGUUCGAGAGGUGUUUGGAGGAUGGAAGGGACCCGACUUGUCCGGUAACGGGUGAGGUUUUGAAGUCGUUGGAGUUGAAACUGAAUAUUGGUUUGGCGGGUGCUAUUGAGGAAUGGGUUAAUAGGAAUGUUGAGAUUGAGGUGAAGUGCGCGGUGGAGCAGCUAAGUAAGGAGAGUAUGGAGGCAGAGGGUGUUGAAAGGGUGUUGGAUGUGGUUUAUAAGAUAUCUGAGGAGCAUCCUUCGAAUUGGUUUCGAGUUAGGAAUGCUGGGCUCGUGGUGAUGAUUGUUAAUUUGCUAAGGAAUUCUUCAAAGAGUAUUGGAACUGUUUUGAGAAGUAAAGCUCUAAUGGCUUUGCUUAGUAUGGCUAAGGAUGAAGAAAGCAAGAAAAUAAUGCUUGAAGAGGGCAUCACUAGGUUCGCCAUACAUAGUCUGAUUGGAAGCUCAGAGAAAGAGAGGGAGUAUGCUGUGAAGUUACUACUAGAGUUCUCUAGCGAUGAAGCUUGCUGCACUAGAAUUGCUUCAGAGAAGGGUGCAUUAGUUCUUCUGUCGAGCAUGGCUGGAAAUUUAGAGCAUCCUGCUUUAGCCAAUGUGGCUGAGCAGGUACUGACGCGAAUGGAGGUUGCUGAGGAUAGUGUUCAGAAUUUAGCAGCUGCAGGAAGAUUUGAACCCUUGCUCAGUAGAUUGCGUGGAGGACCUGAUGAUGUUAAAAUAGAGAUGGCUUCCAUUAUUGGGAGAAUGACCUUGACGAAUAACAGUAAAGAACAAAUUGCCCAGCAAUGUGCUCAAACACUAGUUGAGUUGUUAUCUAAGCCAGAGGGAAGAACGCCAAGCUUGCUAGCGUUAAAUAACCUGUCAGGGUUGGAUGACAAUGCAACCAUUCUUGUCGAAUCUGCUGUUCUUCCUGCAUUAGUAGCUAUUCUCUUACAAAACCAAGGUGAUUUACAAGAAUGGAAAGAAUUUGCUGCAUCAAUAAUUGCAAACAUAGUAUCAAAACCUGGCCACUGGGAAUUAGCUUCAAUUGAUAACAAAGGGAACUCAAUGCAGUCAGAAUCAGUAGUUUUUAGUCUUGUUGUACUUCUUUUAGUUACAUCUCCCCAAUGUCAAGCAUCUAUUCUCCGCAUCCUAUAUGGAAUGGCUAGCUCUCCACAAGCUGCAGGGUCAGUAGCCAUGCAUUUAAAAAGUUCUGAAGAUGGCAUCAAAACAAUCUUUCAUUUUCUUGAUUACCCAGAUGUUGAACACAGAAUUUAUGCUUUUAAGCUUACAAGAAUCCUCACAGAAAGGUUUGCUCAGGAUUUAGCUCAAGAGGUAAAACAUUCUGACAAGCUUCUCCUAUUUAAAGAGAAAUUACUAGACAAUCAGUCAACAGAAAGUGAGAAAUCUGAUGCUGCAUGUGUACUUGCUAAUCUUCCACUCUCUGAAGAUGAGGUAAAGACAGUCCUGGAGGCAAGCUUUGUUAAAUGGAUAGUAAUGAAUCUUAAAAAGCAGCAGCGCAUAUCCAACGGGAGAACAUCCUGGCCCACAUCAAGCAUGGAAGAAGGACUUCUAGGCCUAUUACUCCACUUUACAAGGAGCCUUGAUCAAGAUACUAUUAGUGUGGUCAAGGAGCAUCAACUGAUGACCAUUUUCUGUGAGCAGCUCAGUUUUCCUGCAAAACCUAGAGUGAAACAGCUUGCUGCUGUUGGAUUGACGAACUUGUCUGAAGCUGGAAGGAUGCUUGCAGCUCCAGACUCAGAACCACCAGCUCCCAAAGGAUUUUGUGCUUCUUUGGUAUUCAUGUGCGGGAGGGCUUCUCCUGAACCUUCCAAUUGUCCCGUUCACAACGCUCCUUGUGAAUACAAUAGUCAACUCUGCUUACUAAAAUCCAAUUGUAUCAGACCUUUGGUAGACCUUCUUCAUGAUGAGGAUGCCAAUGUUCAAAUUGCUGCAAUUGAGGCACUUUCAACUCUUGUGUUAGAUACUUCUCAUGGUUACAAAGGAGCUGUGGAUGAGCUAGAAAAGCAGGAUGUUAUUGCAGCUGUUAUAGAACUUUUUACAGAAAUUCGUCCUGGGGUACUCCAAGAGAGGGCUCUUUGGAUGAUAGAGAGGGCAUUGAGAGUGGAUAGCCCUGCUCAUAGGCACUCACUCAAUCAGUCACUGGUUAGGGCUCUGGUAGAAGCCUUAAAGCAUGGAACUGCUAAUGCAAAGAGACACGCUCAGGAUGCUCUUACCAACCUAAAGGAGAUAUCAGGAGUAAGCGCAAAAGCCUCUAGUCAAUCUCGGCCACAGAGGUAGACCGCAAUGGUAGUUUUUCUAUGUCAAUUUGUAUAAUGUUGUGAUGCUUCAAUUUUGUACAGCAUUCAUGAUCACCAAAUUUUGUAUUCAUUGAUAUAUAAAUUCAUUAGAAAUGUUAUUUAUAAUUCAUGAAUUCCUUUCA